AUGAAGAAACCUUCAAGUUCUCUUCACUGGAGAAUAAAUUCUAUUUUCACCAUCAAGGCACUAGAGAUCCUGAAAGCCAUAGUACUAACUGAACAAAAUUGGAAAAAUACUAAGUCCUUCUUAAUAGCCAGCGGUUCCCUUAGUUCUAUCCUAGCUAUACAAAACCAAGGGGCAUCAAAUGAAAUAAUAAAAAACAUACAAGAAAGAGCCUCUUCCCUUGCCCCCCGUUCGGUAACCUUCUUGUGGAUUCCUGCCCACAGAAACAUACCAGGAAAUGAAAAAGCUGAUGUAGCAGCUAAAGAGGCCGCCACCAACAUCAAUAUCCCCAGAAUAGACCUCUCAUCUUUCAAGGACACUGCCCGAAACGCCUUAAAAAGUAGCAAAAAACUUCACCAACGACUCUGGGACCAGGAACUGAACAACAAGUUAUACCAAAUAAAACCGUUUUCGUCACCUAACUCGAAUCCUCCCUCAAGUACGAAAAGACAACAAGUGAUAUGGACACGGAUAAAAAUUGGACUCACAAACAUCACACACGUCCACUUAAUGAGAAGAUAG
This is a messenger RNA of Macrosiphum euphorbiae (potato aphid), 558 nucleotides long. The record is from the annotation of a GenBank genome assembly. Lineage: Eukaryota; Metazoa; Arthropoda; Insecta; Hemiptera; Aphididae.